AUGCGAGGGGGCGACUGUGGCGGAUGGGGGGAACCGAUUGGCGGUAGCGGGCUCAGGAGUGCUGAUGAGCGGAACGAACGGCGGGGACGGGACGUGGGGGACGGGACGUGGGGGACGGGACGUGGUGCAACGGGGGCGAGUGUGAGGAGCGACGUGGGGGGCGACAGGGAAGGCGCGGGAUAUAGGUGCGCGGAGGAGGUGCGGCGAGCGGUGGAGGCGCUGUGGCGCCACUCGCAGCUCCUCUCCGCCCUCCUGCACGAGGGCCAGUGCUUGCCGCCAGCAGCGCCAGCAGCGGCGCCAGGCGCACAGCAGGCGAGCAAUAGGGCUGCCGCAGCACCCAAACCCACUGCACUUGCAGCGGCAGAAUCGGCAGCAGAAGCAGGCGCGCGGGCAGAAGCAGGCGCGCGGGCAGAAGCAGCAGUGUGGGCAGACGCGCAGGCGGUGUGGGCGCGAGCAGGCGAGCAGGUGGGCGGCGAGGUGCAGCGGGCCAUGGCGCCGCUCACCCGCGUGCUGCUCGCCGUGCACGGCACUGGGGGGACUGCGGGUGUGGGAGGUGGGGACGAGGAGGAGCGGUGGGAGGGUGGCGGCGGCAGAGAGGCAGCAAGUGACGGCGGCUGGGGGAGCGCAGCGGAAGGGUGUGGGGGUGGGGACGCAGGGAAGGGCGGUGAGGCCAGUGGGAGCGAGCGAGGGGGGGGGUGGGUGGAGCGAGUGGAGGCGCUGCGAGUGGUGAGGGCAGGGGGCAGGGCGAUGAGGAAGAAGCGAUGGCGGGCGAGGAGGCGAGCAGAGCAGGCAGUGGCAUGGCAGCAGGUGAGCAGCAGCUCUGCUUCUCUACCCUCUCCCACUUUCUUUUAUGUUGCCAUCCGCACUUACUCCUUUCCUAACCUACACCCCCUCCCCCCCACCAUUCCCUCCCUUCCAACACCCUCUUUCCCCCCUCCCGCUCUUCCCCCCUUCUCUGAUGGGUGGGCCCUACGUGGGCAUGUGGGCGUGCGGAGUGCCGUGGGUGGGGCAGAGGGAGGAGCAGCGGCGGGCGGUGGAGGCAAGAAUAGACGCGUGGCGGGCGCGGGUGAUGGAGAGAGAUGCACAGGCGCGCAUGGUGAGUGGCGCAUGGUGAGUGGCGCAUGGUGA
Messenger RNA from Closterium sp. Naga37s-1, 1128 nucleotides. The record is from the annotation of a GenBank genome assembly. NCBI's taxonomy places the organism in Eukaryota, Viridiplantae, Streptophyta, Zygnematophyceae, Desmidiales, Closteriaceae.